Panonychus citri (citrus red mite) is the source of this 1704-nucleotide messenger RNA. RefSeq names its product ABC transporter G family member 23-like. The coding region runs from base 1 to 1704 and encodes 567 amino acids. Gene Ontology annotation, molecular function: ATP hydrolysis activity; ABC-type transporter activity; ATP binding. Gene Ontology annotation, cellular component: membrane. NCBI's taxonomy places the organism in Eukaryota, Metazoa, Arthropoda, Arachnida, Trombidiformes, Tetranychidae. The record is from RefSeq and is a predicted model, not a curated record. The transcript is spliced from 2 exons.
AUGUCUCCAGCUGAUUGUAAAUCAAUGAUGUCAACCAAAUCCGCUGUGAUUACGGACAAAUUAGUGUUAAGUUAUGCCAAAGGAGAGAAAUUGUUCCUUGCCCUUAACAAUUUAUCGAUCAAUAUUCCCCAAGGUUGUGUUUAUUGUUUAAUUGGCCCCUCAGGGUGUGGUAAGACCACUUUCUUACGAUGUUUAACCGGAUUCCUUAAACCAGUGAAAGGGUCAAUCAAAUUGUUUGGUGUGACACCGGGAGAUUCAUCAUUAGGUAUUCCUGGUCCAAAUUUGGGUUACAUGCCUCAGGACAUUUCACUUGACAGCGAUUUUACCAUAGGCGAAUCAGCCACUUACUAUGCGAGACUUUACCGUGUCCCCUUAUCGGGUGUUCAAGCUCGAUUAACAACCUUACUUAAAGCACUUAGCCUUCCACCCUCAACCCGAUUGAUUGGUAAACUAUCGGGUGGACAGAAACGUCGAGUUUCCUUCAUUUGUUCAAUUAUCCAUGAGCCUAAAUUGAUCAUUCUAGAUGAACCUACAGUCGGUUGUGAUCCUUUAGUACGUGAAAAUAUGUGGAAAAUAAUUUUCCAAAUGACCACAACCAAAUUAACCACCGUAAUAAUUACAACUCAUUAUAUUGAGGAAGCUCGAAGAACCAAUUUAAUUGGUUUCAUGAGAAAAGGUUCAAUUCUUGCUCAAGAAUCACCCGAUGAUAUAUUAGCUCGUUAUGGUGUUUCAACUUUAGAGGAAACUUUUGCCAUCCUUUGCCGCCAAGAGAGGCCACUUUCUGAUUCAUCUUCCCCUGAUCCUUCAUCAUCUAAUUUCUUAACUAAAUCAAAUUUAAUUAUCCAAUGGAGUUUAUUUACUGCUGUUUUCUCUCGGGUUUUCUUACGAUUCACCAAAAUGCGCUGGUACAUCAUCGGUGCUUCCUUUAUAAUCGCUUACCUGGUUUACCUUUACGCAACCAUUUACGGCACUACACCUAAGCACAUGGCUGUGGGUCUAUUCAAUGAGGAAGAUCCACCAAGAGCGAGUCAAAUUGUCUUGGAUAAUAUAAAUUCUGAGGUAAUUCAGAUAAUACCUUUUAACGAUCUUGAAUCGGCUUAUGCUGCGGUUGAAUCUAAAUCGAUUCAUGGGUUUCUUCAUUUUCCUCGAUUCUAUUCCUCAUAUGCUCCAUUGAAAUAUCAUUUUCGAGAACCCGUUGAUCAAGAGUAUCGUGAUUUCAUUGAAAAUGCUCAAGUUCGGUAUGUUGGUGACGCUUUCGAGAAAAUUGUCUUCCAAAUAAUUGAACAAUCUCUUACUCGAGGCUUACGAACCGCUGGACCAUUGAUGUUAGCCAAUCUUUCACUUAAUCCAAUGAUGGCAACUUGGCCAAUCACCCAAGGAGAUCCAAUUUACGAUCUUGCCGAUCCCUCUGAUCUAACAGGAUCUCGAACAUUUUUCAUGCCUGUGGCCAUAUUUUACAUCGCUCAUGUUACUGGGUUUCUACUUUCAAUUUACUCUCUUCUUCGUGAUCGUAAGGACGCUGUUCUUGAACGUACCUAUGCCGCCGGCGCUGGACCAACACACAUCCUUUUAAGCCACAUGAUAACCAAUACAUUGAUUCCCGUUCUAACUUCGGCACCUGUUUGGUACAUUGCGCUCGAAUAUCUUAAGCUCCUUGUGAAGGUUCAUUCGCUUUACUUUUGGUCUUCUAUUUUCUCAAUAUAA